AAUUUUUUCAAAUGUUAUCAACUUUCUGUGAAUUACCAAAGAAAUUAUAAAAAAAGUUUGUAUGCAAAAAAAAAGAACUAAUCCAAACAAUACAUAUAGAUAUACAACUUUAAGCAUAAAAUCAAGAAUAUUUCACAUAGAAAUCAAUCAAUAAAAUGAGCAAAAAUAGUAAAUUUAAAAAUAAAUGUCGUACAUGUUUGAAUGGCACGAAAGGACUGCAAUUAUUAACAAAAAUUAUAAACGAUGAUGAAGAAGAAACAAAAACUUAUGCUGAAGUAGUAAAGGAUAUAACACAUAUUGAUGUGAUGGAUGAAAGCUGUAGUGAAAUGCCGAAAAAUAUCUGUGGCUACUGCAUACGAAAACUGAAAGCUGCCUAUUCGUUUGUACAACAAGCCCAUGAAGCCAAUGAUAAACUAUGGUCCAUACUAAAUGAAUCUGAUCUGGAUGAUAAACCAAUAAAUUGUUUGCAAGAGGCACAGAUAGAUAUACAAGAUUGUUUAGAAAUAAAAAUGGAGGAUGAAGAUGAAAAUGGAGAAAAUAAGCACGAUUUAACAAAAUUGCAGGAAGAGUUGAAAAAAGAAGAGCCAGAAGAAGGUUUGGGAGAGUUUAAAACUGCCAUAGACAAAUUAGCCAUAACAAAAAAAGAAAGCAAGGAAAGCAUUCCCGACAAAGAUGUACUCGAAACCAAAACUUUAUCUGAGUGUGAAGAUGAUUUUGAUGCGGAUGAUAAAUUUGAUGCAGAUUUUUCCAAACCAGAUGAGGGUAUGUCAGACAGUGAUAGUGAGUCUAUAUCCUCAAACGAUUCAGAAUGGGCUGAAGAAACUAAAACUAAGGAGACCACUAAUGAUAAGGCAAAAACUCCAGUGAAAAAAAGAACUAGAAAAGUAAAAGAAACCAAUUUAGAUGAUAAUAUACCCACUACCUGCGAACAAUGUGAUAGAGUAUUUCCCAAUGCUAGUCAAUUGAAAAGACACAAGCGUAUUACUCAUGUUCCGGAGGAGUUAAAGGUGCAAUGUCCCUAUUGUGCAGGCAAAUUUGGACGGCGUCACAAUAUGUAUGCCCACAUGAGAAUACAUCACAAGGACAAACCCAUAGAGGAGCAUAUAAUACAACAAAGAAAGCUGCCAAGACAAUACGCCUGUGAAAAAUGUGAUGGCACCUACACGACUAAGUACUAUCUAUUGGCUCAUAUGAAAUCGAAACAUGAUCCCGAUGCCCAGAAAAAGCCACAAAGAGUAUUAUUGCCCAAAAAACGUUUCCUCUGCACAUUGUGUGGUGGCAAGUUUGAUACACAAUAUUAUCUCGAGGUACAUAUACGGCGUCACACUGGUGAAAAGCCUUUUAAAUGUGACAUUUGUGAUCGUGCUUUCUACAGGCCAUCGGAUGUACAAGCUCAUCGUCGAUCGCACACCGGCGAGAGACCAUUUAAAUGCACCAUUUGUGACAAAGGUUUUGCCAGAUCGAACAAAUUAAAAGUUCACAUACGUACACAUUCCAAUGAACGUCCCUAUAAGUGUGAUGAAUGCGAAAAGGCCUUUAAGCAAUCAAAAGAUUUAACCAUACACAGACGUAUACAUACGGGUGAAAGACCAUAUGUAUGUGGGGUGUGUCACAGUACUUUCACGCAAAGUAAUUCAUUAAAACUUCAUCAAACGAAACAGCAACAUUUUGUAGUACCGCCGCCACAACCUCCACCACCAGCACCAGUAGAAAAUAAUUUUACGCCAUUUGUAAAAUCAGUAUAAGAUGUAUAAUAAUUGUGGAAAUAAUAAAGAUAUAACAUAGUCGAAUAAUCUAAA
Messenger RNA from Lucilia cuprina (Australian sheep blowfly), 1799 nucleotides. Its product is annotated as zinc finger protein 180-like. The record is from RefSeq and is a predicted model, not a curated record. NCBI's taxonomy places the organism in Eukaryota, Metazoa, Arthropoda, Insecta, Diptera, Calliphoridae. Gene Ontology annotation, molecular function: zinc ion binding; RNA polymerase II cis-regulatory region sequence-specific DNA binding; DNA-binding transcription factor activity, RNA polymerase II-specific. The transcript is spliced from 3 exons. Gene Ontology annotation, cellular component: nucleus. Gene Ontology annotation, biological process: regulation of transcription by RNA polymerase II. The coding region runs from base 156 to 1745 and encodes 529 amino acids.